UAUAGCUGGGUGUGUGGAACUAUGGAGCUUAAAUGUUCAGUGUUAGUCUGUUCAUCCACAACAAAACCCUUGGUUAUGAGGGUCUAUAUUUAUAUGUAGACCGUUUUCCUUGCAAUUUGGACAUUCAAGUUUUGAAAUGUUUAUCGUUCAUAGCCAUUUAUUUACUUUCUUACUCUCUGUCAUUUUUCGGCGGACUGACUCGGAUGAGGUGCACUCCAUUUUAGGCACCUACACUGCGGUGACCCGUUCUGAGUUCACUUCAGUUCUGUGGCUCGAUGGCGAAGCAGUUGACUCCUACAGCAGCGAUGGCGCGGUCAUCAUGCCCAUGCGAAACUGGAUGCGUGAAGGUGACGGCCAUGAUCUGUGGAACACAGUCAGACGCCUCAAUAUGCAGCAAUGGGACAGAGGCAGAACUGCCAUCUUAAAUGACAAAGGAAUUCAAAUGGCUGGUGCUGCCGUCCUGCAGGGGAGAUUCGGCUGUGAGAUCGAGCUAAAACCGUAUUUUAGAAUUACGAGGACCUUUGCACAGUUCGGAUGGAAUGGAGAGGACUUCCUGUCCUUCAACAUCUCCAGGCAAAAGUGGGAGGCUUCAGUGAGAUCUGCUGUCCCCAUUGAAACCAAGUGGAACAGUGACACGGACAUCAACAAAAAUAUCACAUUCUACUUAGACUUCCUCUGCCUGAGACAUGUGAUGAGGAGUUCGAACUACGAAGAAACGGAGAGCCAGGAGACACCUCAGCCCACUGCUGCAUUAUUCGCUAAGAGGUACCGGAACACUGGGAAGGUUAUUCUUACCUGCCUAGUUUCAGGAUUUCGCUGCAUUAACAUGACGGUGGGGUUUUAUCGGGAUAAAGACAUCUUGGCUGAAAAAGAUGGCCUUUUGUCCACUGGGAUCAGACCGAACGGGGAUGGGACCUGCCAGCUGAGAAAGAGCUUGGACAUCUCAAACAGCACUGAGGAGUCCUAUAGCUGUGGAGUCCAUUUUGGAAAUCUGACGGUCAAAUGGGACGGGAAGAUAUGGGACCUGGCUGUAGACCAUAUCAAGAGGCAUCACUACUGGUCACUAGCACCUAUAGUGCUUUUAAUUUUGAUGCUGAUGCUCAUAUGGUUCACAGCUGUGAAACAGGACAAAUUCACCACAGAAGUGUGACCCUCACAUCUUAUCUUGCAGUCACACUGAGGGAAUUGACUGUGACAACCACCGCCAGUUUAAAUCCUCUGCCGAUGUGAUCUGGAUCUUGUGGCGCUGCCGAAAUAUGGCAGGAUCUGGUGGAUUUUUAUGUCAUGUUUUUUUUAGGUUCCUUUGUUGCCAUGGUAUUUCUUCGCCUGGCCCUAUAGGUCAAACACUUGUAGCAUAAUUGUAGAUGGCCUGUUGAGGACUCAAAUACCGCCAUCUAGUUUUAGUUUUUCGUUUUUUUUUUUGUGAAAUCUUAAGUUCACUCUCCAAUUGAGAGUGUAUAAUUGCUGUGAAAGUAAAACACCAAUACAUUCACACAUGGUGUGAAUCAACAACAAACAAUUUCGAUUUAUUUUACACAGUGAUAUCUGUUGUAU
Conger conger (European conger) is the source of this 1554-nucleotide messenger RNA. RefSeq names its product class I histocompatibility antigen, F10 alpha chain-like. The record is from RefSeq and is a predicted model, not a curated record. The transcript has 5 exons. NCBI's taxonomy places the organism in Eukaryota, Metazoa, Chordata, Actinopteri, Anguilliformes, Congridae. Gene Ontology annotation, biological process: immune response. Bases 137 to 1150 code for a protein of 337 amino acids. Gene Ontology annotation, cellular component: external side of plasma membrane.